Molecule: messenger RNA, 7740 nt
Organism: Equus caballus (horse)
Lineage: Eukaryota; Metazoa; Chordata; Mammalia; Perissodactyla; Equidae
Source: RefSeq, a predicted model, not a curated record
UUUAUCUUUAGUGUUUAUAGUAUACUUAUUGUUUCCUUUCUGGCCUAUUGUAACUUUUCCUUUCCUAACAUUAAAACCUGAUGAUCAAGAUCCACUAAAAAUUAAUUUCUUGAUCCACUAACGAAUUGUCAUCUGCAAUUUGAAGACUAUUGGACUAGGGCAUGUUCACAAGGAUUGCUGGGCUGAUGAAGAGCUUGACUGAGUUUGGAGACCAUUUGGUAGUGGGAAGAGCACAGGCUUUGGAAUUAGGAUCCUACAUCUAUUAUGUAUUAGCAUAAUGACUGUAUGCAAUUAAAUAACCUCUUCAAACCUUGGUUUUCUCAUCUGUAUCAUGACUGUAAUAAGCUUUAACCUGUUAACUUCCUCUGAAUAUUGUCAGUCACACAAGUGUCUUCUAGUGCCUGGCUUGUCACAGGUACUCAAUACGUGGAAUCUACUGAUGGUGGUUGAUGAUAAUGAUGAUGGUGUGAAGAUAUAUGUAAUCUACUGCGUGACCUUUAUCUAUUACAAAUAUUAAAGAUUUAAAUGAAAUAAAUGGUCUUAUAAGCCAUAUAUUAUACAUUAUUACAACAUGUUAUUGUUGGUAAAAACGUGUUGCUUUCUCUGUUAAAAGUAACAACUCGAGUUUAUGAGUAGAAACUAGCCAUGUGUUUCCCCAUUUAUUGACUUAGGUUAUUCUCUUCUGGGUAUUUUAAUCUCUGAAUAUUCAAGCUGUUCAAAGGUAUCUUGCCUAAAAUUAUUCCCAUUAUGAUGAGGAUGAGUUUUACUGUGAAGUUUCUUGGUUCAGAAAGGAUGAUGGAAGACAAUGACGACGAUGAUGCAAAGCUCCAAGAAGAAAUACAAGCUGAAUUGGAUAAAAUCAGCAUUUCUUCCUUGGAAAAAGAUGAUGUUGAUAGUGAUUCAAAAUCAGAAACCCAGAGUGAUGAUAGUGAUACAGAUGUAGAUGAAUUACCUGAGUCAGUUCUUCACUGUAUUGACGUCAUAAAGAAUAAGAGUAAAACUGUUGAAGAGCUCAUUCUUCAGGACUUGGAAGAUCCUGAUGUUUUAAGCUAUAGUUAUGGAACAGUUUCUAAUAAUCAUGUGGAUUUAAAGAUAGAAUUAUCAACUGAAGAUAAGGCAAAUCCGGAACAGUUAAUGAAGAUGUUAUCUGAAAUUGAAAAAGAAGAAUUUCUGAGAAAUAAAACCCAUCGUGGCAGUCCUGAUUCUGUUCCAGAGCCUGAUCCUCAUGACUCGCCUGUGAAUGAACAUGUUUUACCAGAGGAUGCUGAUAUAGAAUUUGGAUACUGUGAAGUAGAAGAAAGAUGUAAGCAGUCUUUUGAGGCUUGGCAAGACAAACAGAAAGAACUAGAAGACCAAGAGAAAGAAACUCUCAAAGCCCAGAGGGAGAGAGAAGAAAAACAAUUUCAAGAAGAAGAAGAAAAGAGACAUUGCUGGAUGAAACAAUUUGAAGUUGAAAAGAAGAAAUUAGAGAAUAUUCAGAAGCAAGAACAGGACAAGAUGAAUGAUGAACUCCAUAGAGAAGAGAAAAUGUGGAAAGAGAAAUUUAAACAACAUGAGGAAUUUAUUAGAAACUUGCAUUUACAAAUGGAAGAAGAAAGAAUAAGAUUUAGAGACCUACAAGAAAAAGAGAAAAUGCGUUUAUUAAAACUGCAGCAUAAUGCAGCUAUAAAAAUUCAAGCUAAAUAUAAAGCAUUUGUGGCCUACCAAAAAUAUGGCCCAAUCAUAAAAGAACAAAUAGAAAUUAAGAAAAGAAAAGCACAAGAGUGGAAAGAAAAGGAAGCAAAAAUUCGACAGAUGGAAGAAGAAAAACGAAAAAGAUUAGAGGAGGAACAAAGGAUAGAGGAAGAGAUAAAAAAGCAGAAGCAAGAGGAAAGGAAAAGGAGAGAAAAAGAAUAUGAAGAUAAAAAGAACCUUGUGAGACGAGAAAAAGAGCAACUGCUAAAUAAGGAAAAAUUAAGAUUAAGAGAAGAAGCAAGAAAACAGCAAAUAGUAAGUAGAGCAUUAAAGAAGGGAGAAGGUAAUGCCAAACAUUUAACUGUUGAAGAGACAACAGAGAAUAAGGAUGAUAUAGCCAAAAAGCGAGGGAAUGAAAAGUCAGAGAAGUUGGAAGGUGAUCCCCUUUGGCUGGUUGAAGAAUUGAGUAACAGAGAAAAUGUGGAUAGACAGCUUGUAUUCAGACAAUCAAUACAAGUGCAAUUAAAAGAAUCUAUAUCAAACCAAGCAAUUUUGGCAGAAUUUAAAAUGGAAGAAAAAAAUGAAAACCUGGGAAAACAACAAUGUUCACAAAAAUUGGUCAAGCAAGAAAGAAAACUUGAAAAUAUAGACCAAAAAAAUGAAUUGGAAAACCCAGAUCUAAAAGAAAAUGUGACAGAACAGUUUCAGCUGCAAGAAUUAAAGUCACAAACACAAAAAGAGGAACUCAUGAAACCUGCUAUUACUGAGAAUGUGAGACAAGAAACCCAAAUCAUAAUAUUAGGACAUAAUCAAGAAAUUAUUGGGGAGAAAAACAAUGAAGCGCAGAAAGUAACUAAAGAUAAUCAACACGAUAAGAUACAAAAAGUAGAAAAAGAGGAGAGAGAACAGAAUGGAACAUUGUAUAAAGAGAAUAAUAUUUCAGUGAUGUCAAUGAAACAAAAACUACUACCACUAAAAUUAGAAAAUUCUGAAGAUAUACACAAAAAUGUAAUACUACAAGAAAAAGAAAGAGAUUUAAAAUCUAAAGAAACUCAAGAGAACUCAAAAGACAAUGCUCUGAAUACUGAUGUGAUUUUUAACGUCAGUGAUGCCACGAUCAAAGUAGAAGGCAAAAUAAACAAGCAAAAUUAUAUUUUAGGUAGACAGUCUCCUUGUGAAGACUUGGGUGGCUGUAAUGCAAAAAACUCCUUGAUUUUUAAAGAGGUAAACUCUGUGAAAUCUCAAAUGAAAGAAAUUCCAGAAGAAGGUCAUGAAAAUAGAACUGAAUGUGAAAUUAUCCUGACCUGCUCUGUACCAGAGCCAGCACUUCUGUCUUCCAUUGAAGAAAAGAGGCUAGCUUGGAUGAAAUCAUUUAAACCUUGGUUUGAAAUUUUCAAGCAAAGUCAACAAAAGAAAAUUGUUAAGAGAAAGAGACUUGUAAAAUGCCCAGCAAACACCAUGCCCCCUUUGAAUACACUAGAAAUUCUUCGGUGUGGCCCUUGGAAUACUUUACAGCAGGUUACAACAGUUACAUUUCAAGAUUUGCCAGGUUGCAGUCUCUCCACACUGGCAGAGUGUGCAAAUCUUCAGUUUCUGUCUCUUCAACGCUGUGGAUUAACUUCUUUGCACAAUCUGAGUAACUGCAAAAAACUGAAGUACAUUGAUGCACAGGAAAACCAUAUUGAGACCAUCAGCUGUGAAAAUCUGGCAGAUCUCUGUGUUGUUCUUCUUAGUAAAAAUCAACUGACUUCUUUUCAUGGUUUGGAUGGCUGCACUAAUAUCCAAAAUCUUGAACUUUCACAUAAUAAAAUCACUCGAAUUGGUGGCUUAGAAUCUUUGAAAAAUCUUCAACGACUAAUUGUGGACCACAAUCAGUUAAUUAGUACGAGAGGGCUUUGUGAUACUCCUACCAUUAUACACCUGGAUUGCUCAUAUAAUCAUCUUACUGAAGUCGAGGGCAUUGAAAACUGUGGAUUGCUCCAAAUACUGAAGUUACAGGGAAAUUAUCUAAGUGAGCUUCCAUCCUUGGAGAAUCAUGUUCUACUAAGAGAAUUGCACUUGGAUGAUAACAGCAUUUCAACUGUGGAAGCAUUUUCUUCAUAUUGGCUCCCUUUACUACAAAACCUGACACUCUCUCAAAACAGCUUAACAAAAAUCAUACCACUUUUUCAUUUUAUUUCUUUGGAAAAACUAGAUGUCAGCAACAAUUGUCUCUCUGAUCUUACAAGUACCAUAAAGUGGUUUGAUGCGUGCUAUUCUCUCCGUGAAUUAUCUCUCACUGGAAACCCACUUCUUCAGGAGAUAAACUCGAGGCAUUCUCUACUUAAAAUGUUACCUGCUCUAAGAAUCCUCAAUGGUGAAAUGCUAAACUCUUAUUUGGAAAGCCCCACUGAAGAACACUGUCAACUAGAAUUAGGACAUUUCCUGGUACUUUGUCAGUCCCAGAUUAGAGAACUCAAUUUAUUAACUGAAAACUAUAUUACUGGAAAAGGAAAUAUACUCACCUUGGAUGCAGCAGAAAAUCUCUGCCAUUAUUUUAAGAAAUUGAUGGCACUUAGUAAUGAAUAUCGAUAUGCACAUGAACAUGGAGAUGUAAGUAUCACCAAGAAAGAUGAAUCAGAAGCCCAGCAAAAUCAUCUGGCACCUACCAACAGCGAUGGCAUCCUGCAAAGUAGAAUCCUCCACUCCUAUGCAAAUGAACAGAAACCAGACUCACCAGAUAUUUCUGAGAAACAAGUGGACUCUGGCCCUAGUCACUUCCCAUCAACCAACCUCUCCUUAUGUGAAGAUACCAAGAAAAGAAAUCAGGAAAAAGUAGAAGGCCAGAAAAGAGAAGACAGCAAAGCAGGCAGUAUCCCCACCAAAAGAAUACCAUCUAUGGAAGGAGUGAUGACGAGGUCUUUGCUGAGGAACAACAAAAAUAUUGAAAAUCAUGAAAAAAUGUACUACAAUUUCCUUUGGCAUAAGAACUCUGUAAGUAUGGCGGCUAUGGUAAUCCAGGCAUACUGGCGUGGUUACGUUGUGCGCAAACAGAUUCAUUUGUCUACAAGGCUAAAUACUGCUGCACCAGGACCCCUGACAACCCAGGCAAAUUCCUGCAUCGAGAAUCAACCUAUUUCAAGAAAAGUAAAAAGAGAAAAUACUGUAAAUAUCCAAGAACAGAGAGAGAAGGCUGCUAUUCUUAUUCAGGCAGUUUGCAAAGGCUUUCUUUUGCGAAAGAAACUGACGACAGCUCUGGAGGCUAUUAAGAAUGAAGAAUCUGAAGAAGAGUAUGAAGAAAUAGAUUUAGAAGAUUUUACAUUUAAUGAAGCUGCCUUAGAGAAAGAAUGGCUAGCUUUAGAUUCCGCCCGUUUCCCUUCACAAACACUGCUUCUCCCAAACCAGCUGCACUGGCCAAAGUUGUCUGGAACCUUAAAAUGUGAUGAAACUUCACUUAAUUUACCAAGUCAUCCAGCGCAAGCAUGGCUGUGUAAUGAGAAAGAAAAUUUGUUUUCUUCGGAAUACACUCAAUUUACUAGCAGAUCAGAAAAUAGAACUUUGUCCUGGACAUCUGAAUCAAAGACCGACAGAAAGAGUUUGCUAAAAUCUGAAAAAGAAGAAAAAAUUUCAGAAGAAUGGGGCUUUAAGGAUAUUUCUACUGCUCAGCAAAUGCUGAAGAGAGCACAGAAAAUGAAAUCAAAGAAAUUAAGGAAAACAUUAGAUCCCACCAUGCGCCUAGCAUUGUUCAAAAACAGUGAAAAGAAAGUUUCUGAUACAAAAUUAUCAAAGAAGUCACAGCCCAGAAGAGAUGGUUACUUUGAAGGUAAGGAGGAGGAAUUUAUCUGCAAGGAUACCACUGCAAAUGAAAAAUUAGAAAGGAGUAAAGAAUAUACAUACCAGUGGCUUCACACACAGGUUGGGGUUCAUGAAACAACUAGUUCCAGAAAUAUGAAAUGCAAUCACUUCUUGCCCGAGUUAGAUCCUGACGUACUUAAUGGUGGAAGAGUUCAGCUUGUGAAGGAAGACUAUGUCAACAGAAGGAGAAUGGCCAAUAUGGAGUCUAGAAAAAAGGAGCCCACAAGACAUGAAAUUUUCAGUGUGUUUCCAGAAAUUUCCAGAGAAGAGAGUACCCUAACUAACGACAGAAGUAUGUGGAUUCCUGGGCAGGUGAAAAUGGAGGCAAGACUUGUAAGCAGAGAAGACACAGAUUUAGACCUUCUUUCCAUGACCAGUGGAAGCGCUUUGUCUGUGAAGAGAGAAAAAAAGAAUCAAGCACACAGACACUCAGCGGGAUCUUCAAGUUGUUCAAUUAAAGGAACACUUGCACCAAAGAUAACAAAUACAAGACCUUCUAAGAAAGAACGUAUAUCAUUCCGUGACAAUCCUGUACAACUCAGUGGUGGAUGGGGAAGUGGCAAAAAGAAGGCAAAAACUUCACACUAAUCCUUCAAGCUUCCGCCUUCAAAAACAUGGCAAACAGUUUCCUUUCAAGAGAUCUGUGGAUAUCUGGCUAUGUUACCAAUUGGAUACAAGGUUUUAGAGGGCUGUAUUUAAUUUGUAUUAUUAUAUGUAUUUCAUGAUUUUGUUUUCUGAUGGAGUUUAUCUUAUUUCCCAUCUGUAAAAUACAGUUCUGCAGUUUUUCCUAUAUCCAAGUGAAAUGACCUCCUGAAAAUUAAUUUUUGAAAUGUUAUAAUGGAAUUUGCAUAUCCACUUUCUUCUUUGGUUUAAAAUUUUUAUGACACUUGUAUUAAAAAUGAUUUUUGUUACCAACAAUAAAUUGUUAAUACCAUACACAAGUUGUAAGAGAAUAUAACUAUAUUUUAUUGAUACUAUUUAAUGUAGUUUUAAUAAAUAAUUAAUAUUAAUAAAUUUUAUUCAACCAGAUUAUUAUAAUUGGAUAUUUCAAAGAUAAAUUGAUAUAUAAAGUAAUUCAAAACAGAUAAUGAAAAUGGCCUUUUUUUCACUUUGUCAUCUUAAAGAGUUAUAAGAAGAUAUACAUUCAAUUUCAAUUUAAAUGAAAUAUAAAUAUUUAUCAAUUUAAUUGGAUAUUGCAUCUGUAAUGUUUCAUGCAGGUCAUUCAGAUGUAUAUUACUCUUCUCAUUUGUAAAAGGCAGAUGCUAAUUGUCGUUUGUUAAUAUUAUUCUGCUGACUCAACAAUACUCUAUCAGUUUAAUUUUUGUUAAGUUGCCUUAAAAUUAUCCUUUAAAAAAUCUUUUCAAAGAGCAACCUUAUCAUUUUGUAAUAUUAAUAUGUUUUCUAAAAUUACAGACCAGUUUUAUUAAACUCUGACUGUUGCACGGGUAACAUUCUGUAAUGUCUUAGUAAAUACACUGUGUAAAAUGCUUCAUCUACAUUUAAUGCUCUAUAGGAUCUAUCCUGAGUCUGGUGCAUUUUUUACAGUGACUUUCCAGUGUGUUUCUGUGUAAUAGGAUCCAGUGAACUUUAGUUUUUUCCUUUGUUUUUCCUACUCUUUAUUGAAACAUUUCAAUGAAAACUGACUAAGCAGACUUAGAGAUGCAUUUAUUUAGUUUGUGCCCCACCCCCCCAUCAACUUUUGGAGCCCUGUUGCAUUUCAAACCUGUAACUCCCUUUAACUUGAUUGAGACAAAUGUUAAUGAGCCUUGAACCGUCAAUCAAUAAAAAAACCACAGAUUCAUAUGUUGUGGCCUAGAAAUUGAGCUUUGGAACGUAAGCUCCAUGUGUAGUUGCUUUAUGAACAUGCUGUUAUGUCAUCCUUUUACUAACAGCAUCCACAAACCAACAUAAUGUAAUGAUGGAAAAUAUUUUAUCUCAGCUUAUUGUGAACCCUGGCAGGAGAAAACCACAUUAAGGCUGAUAUCGAUGGGGUUUUAUGGUUCAUAUGCUCAAAUCAAUGAACUGGAAAGGCUAGUAUGAGAAGUGAGAUGCUUAGGAUUAAACUGUUUUAGCGCCUAAAAAUAACUUUAAUCUAUGGUAUUCUUAUUCUGUGAUCUGUGUAAUUGUUUCAUAAUAUUAAUUUUGAGGAAGAUGAUGGGUGUUGAUGCUCUUAAAUUUGUAAGUGAUGAUGAUAAGUAUGUCAAUAAAAUAGUUUCCUAAUUAUGGUGUCAA